This is a messenger RNA of Nerophis ophidion (straightnose pipefish), 901 nucleotides long. It is a transcript of the gene timm21, whose product is annotated as translocase of inner mitochondrial membrane 21. Lineage: Eukaryota; Metazoa; Chordata; Actinopteri; Syngnathiformes; Syngnathidae. The record is from RefSeq and is a predicted model, not a curated record. Bases 132 to 860 code for a protein of 242 amino acids. Gene Ontology annotation, cellular component: TIM23 mitochondrial import inner membrane translocase complex. The transcript has 6 exons. Gene Ontology annotation, biological process: protein import into mitochondrial matrix.
UUCCUAGGUUGUGACGUCAUAUGUAUGCGCCUUGAUCGUUUGACCACACUUUCGGUUCAGCAUUCACAGGCCAAGUCUUCCGUAGAUUUAGUAUUAUUUAUAGUUAAAGUUAGGCCUUCGAGGGUAUCAUAAUGGCGUACACGCAGAUAUUAAACAUGCUGCAUCGUAUUUUCGGGCCAAAAGCGACGCAGACGUUCAGGCUAGCUUCAACAAGUCGCGCACACAGGACACAGUCAGUGUUGUCGACCUUCUGCUGCAGGGUCGAAGCUUCUUGUGGUCCUUUUCGUGCUUAUAGGUACUUCCUGCAGCCACGGAGAACUAUUCACGUCGACUCCAGCGUGAGAAAUAAAAGUGAGGAGAGAGAGGUUGGACAGAAGUCUGUGGCCAAGUACCCACGCAGCACCGCCAAGGCGACUGCAAGCAAAGUGAAAGAAGCUGGCAGAGAUUUCUCCUACUUGAUAGUCGUACUCAUCGGGCUCGGAGUGACAGGUGGUCUUCUGUUUGUCGUCUUUCAGGAACUGUUUUCUUCCUCCAGUCCAAAUAAAGUCUACGGGAAAGCGUUUGACAAAGUCCGAUUACACCCAGAGGUCAUCGGCGCAUUCGGAGAACCGCUCAAGUGCUACGGUGAGAUUACCCGCCGAGGAAGACGACAACAUAUCAGUCAUUCAGAGUUCCUGAAGGAGGGAAUAAAGCACAUGCGACUAAAGUUUUACAUUGAAGGAUCAGAGCCAGGUCUUAAAGGCACAGUGCACUCAGAGUCAAAAGAGAAUCCGGAAACAGGAAAAUAUGAGUUCCGGUACAUAUUUGUAGACAUUGACACCUACCCAAGGAGGAACAUAAUUGUGGAAGAUAAUCGAUGAUGAUAAUGGAAACAAAUAAAAUUACUAAUCCACUCAGUGAA